Molecule: messenger RNA, 3347 nt
Organism: Podarcis raffonei (Aeolian wall lizard)
Lineage: Eukaryota; Metazoa; Chordata; Lepidosauria; Squamata; Lacertidae
Gene: ASAH2
Product: N-acylsphingosine amidohydrolase 2
Exons: 23
Coding region: 306-2456 (716 amino acids)
Biological process (GO): ceramide catabolic process; long-chain fatty acid biosynthetic process; sphingosine biosynthetic process
Cellular component (GO): extracellular region
Molecular function (GO): N-acylsphingosine amidohydrolase activity
Source: RefSeq, a predicted model, not a curated record
AAGACACAAAAGCAAGAGGCAGCUUACUGUGAGCACCCAUCUCGUGGGAUCGUGCAAUAACAGAGUUACCUUCCACUGUAAGCUGAGCCCUGGGGGGAGCAGGAAUCUGUACUACACAGGCCUUGUAAGAGAUCCAGCAGAGCUCCUAUCUGAUAUUGCAGCUUGAGAAAUUUUGAGGUGUCUGUAAAGGUGUGAUCAGAAAAGAAGAUCCAAAGGCUGCACCGUUUAGCAAGGAAGAUCCAAAUUUCCAGAAUAAUUCGUCUUUGAUUUCAGUCAAUUAUUUACAAUAAGGUGUUGUUUUCAGAAUGAAAAAGCCUAUGACAACUCUCUCACGGCUGGCAAUUGUCAUCACUGUCUUUGUGGUGCUGGUGAUAGCGGUUCUUGUGACACUGUUCGUUGUCCACUAUUUCUUCAGUGAGAAAAAUGCUGGCUACAUGAUUGGUGUUGGUCGAGCUGACUGUACCGGCCCUGUAGCAGAGAUACCUUUUAUGGGCUAUGUGAAUCCAGAUCAGAUUGGUGCUGGCAUGAUCUCACGACUGUACUGUAGAGCAUUCAUCAUAGCAGAGCCCGACGACUGGAGCAAACGAGUGUUGUAUGUUACUGCUGAGAUAGGAAUGAUGUCUCAAAGGCUUAGGCUGGAGGUAAUGAAACAGUUGAAGGAAAGAUAUGGUGAUCUCUACCAGCAUGACAACGUAAUACUGUCUGGAGUUCAUACCCAUUCAGGGCCUGCAGGGUAUUUUCAAUACACUCUCUUCCUGAUAGCAGGGAAGGGGCUUAUAAAGCCAUCCUUGAAUGCCAUUCUCAAUGGGAUCCUAGAGAGUGUUGAUAUGGCUCAUCAAAAUAUGACAAAAGGACACGUUUUUAUCAAUAAAGGCUUGAUAGAGAACUCUCAAAUCAACAGAAGUCCCUUUUCUUAUCUUCGUAAUCCCGAGUCUGAAAAGCUCAGGUAUUCAUCAAAUACAGAUCAAGAAAUGGUGGUGCUGAAGAUGGUUGCUGACAACGGCGAAGACAUCGGACUGUUUAUGUGGUUUCCAAUUCACCCUGUCAGUAUGAACAACACCAACCGUCUUACAUGUAGUGACAACGUUGGUUAUGCAACUCAUCUCCUUGAAAAAGAGAAAAACGCAGGAUAUUUUCCAGGAAAGGGGCCGUAUGUAGCAGGUUUUGCAUCAUCUAACCUGGGAGAUGUGUCUCCGAACAUAAAAGGUCCACAUUGCAUUAACACGGGAGAAUCGUGUGAGAACUUCAACAAUUACUGUCCAAAAGGUGGGGCCACAGAGUGCAUAGCUUCAGGUCCUGGCAAGGAUAUGUUUGAGAGCACCAAAAUAAUUGGCAGAAACAUCUACUUGAAAGCGAAGGAACUGUCUAUGAAGGCCUCCGAAGAGAUAAGUGGCCCCAUCAGAUCAAGUCACGAAUGGGUGGACAUGGCUAACUUCACUGUGCAGCUCAAUGCUACUCACUCGGGAAAAACAUGUAAACCUGCUGUGGGGUACAGCUUUGCUGCUGGUACUGUAGAUGGACCAGGCAUCCUGAAUUUCACUCAAGGCACAACAGAAAGCAAUGCAUUGUUGGAUGCACUUCGUGAUGCAUUACUUGUUGAGCCAUCCAAUGAAACGAAAGAAUGCCACAGUCCGAAGCCCAUCCUGCUUCCUACAGGAGAGCUUUCAAAACCUUACCCAUGGCACCCACAUGUGAUUGAUGUUCAAAUAGCAACCAUUGGAUCUGUGGCAAUAGUGGCUCUUCCAGGAGAGUUUACGACAAUGGCUGGUAGAAGGGUGCGUGAAGCUGUUAAAAGUGAAUUUGAGAGUCAAGGGAAACCAGGAAUGAACAUUCUACUUUCGGGACUGUGUAAUAUUUAUACCCACUAUGUAACUACCUACGAAGAAUACCAGGCUCAACGAUACGAAGGAGCAUCCACCAUUUUUGGGCCACACACCCUUUCUGCUUACAUCCAGUCAUUCCGUGCUCUGGCCAGGGCUAUUGCUAAGGAUACUGUUCCGGACUUGCCCAAACUCCCAGAGCCAGUCAUUUUCAACAUAAGCCUAAACCUUUUGCUUCCUGUUCUCGAUGCAAAACCACUUGGUAUCAAAUUUGGGGACGUCGUACAAGAUGCACGGGCAAAGUACAGGGUGGGUGAAGUUGUUGAUGUUCAUUUUGUUGGUGCAAAUCCAAGGAAUUCUGCAGCAAAUAUGACCAGUUUCACAUUUCUCAUAGUAGAGAAAUUUGACAAUGCUUCCAGAAGUUGGCAAGUAGUGCAUGAUGAUGCCUCAUGGGACACCAGGUUCAUCUGGCAAAAAGGCAACUGGGGACGAAGCACAUCUCAAGUACAAUGGCACAUUCAAAACAAUACUGAACCAGGAACUUACAGACUACAAUACUUUGGUCACAGCAAAGAAUUGCUGAGCUCAAUUCAGGCAUUUAAUGGCUCAUCUUCCACAUUUGAAGUUUCAAACUGAAAUCUGCAAUUGUAAAAUUGGUAGCUAGAAGCUGGAAUGUUUAUCAUAAGGGUGAUUUAAAAUAUGGGAGGCUUUUGUGUAGCAAUAGUGGCCAUCUCCAUCCUUAGCCUCCCAAUAGGAUUGACUUCUGGUAUGAAUUCUGUGACAGUGUUCACAGUACUCACCAUUUGUUUACAGUCCUCUGCUGUGCAGUAGAAAAUGAGAUGCCAGGCGCAAUAGAGAUUGUAGGUUGGUUGUACAGGGGAGUACAUUUAAAGGGAGUAAAUUUAAAGACAGACAGCCAGAAUAUUUGUACCAGCCUUCAAGCAUUUCAAAUGAAACACUGUUGUUUCUGGUGUCUCAUUCUAGUCUGUAGCUUGUUGAACUUAUUCUUUCAUAACUAUUAUUUAAUAGCAUUUUCAUAGAUCACAGAACUGUAAAGUUGGAAGGGACCCUGAGUCCAACCCCCUGCAAUGCAGGAAUCUUUGGCCCAACAUGGGGCUCAAACUCACAACCCUGAGAUCAAGAGGCUCAUGUUCUGCCAACUAAGCUGAAAUGCAAAUUUAUAAGUCUAUUCUGUGGAAUAGUGUUCACUGCAGGUGUUCAAAGAUUUGUAACACGGGUGCUAAAACAUUGCCCAAAAGUUGUGCUGAGCUAAAUGGGCUACUGUGAAAACCUACUCAUUCUCUCAGGACAGAAAAAUAUGUCUGUAUUAAUGCAGCCCUGGCCAACUGGAUACCCUCCAAUUCCCAUCCACCCCAGCCAACACAAGCUGUCUAGGCCUAGUGGGAGUUGUUACCUAUAACACCUGGAGGAAGCCGUGUUGGCUACCUAGGAGGGCCUUAGGAAAGCAUACUGUGAAAAGUUGUAGGGAGGAAACAAUGAGCUGUAUCCUUGUGGCAGCACCACAUU